UGCCCACAGCACACUGUUCGUCGACUUCUUCCCCAAACCCAGCCAAAAGCCCAAAACCCGCAGCGAGCGCGGCGGGGGAGCAGCAGGGGAGACGAUGGAGCCCGCGGCAGCGGAGAUGGACGCGCUGCUCCGAGCGGCGGCCGACUUCGCCUCCUACCCAGGAGUGCAUUGUGAUGACACGGUGAGGCAGUUCCUGGAGCAAUUCCCUCUGCCUAAGCUGCUAGGCGUAUUGCAGAGUCAGGCAGAUGUACCUGGGGUGGAUGAAACUCUUGCAGCAUGCUUGGACAAAGUAUUUUCUUCUAGAUAUGGAGCAUCACUUCUGCCAAACUAUGGUGAAUUUAUUCAAGCUGGGCUGCUCACAAACUCAAAGAUUAUCAGGCAGUUAGCCUGCAAAGCUGUGUUAAAUCUUCUUGACAAGGCUGGAGACAGUGCUGUGGCUUUGGACACAUUUGUACAGCAUAAUCUGUACCCACUUCUGAUCAACUGUUUGAUUGAGGGAGAUGAAGAGGUCUCAGCAAUUGUUUUGGAUGUCCUAAAGCGUCUGGCAGAAAUACCUAAAGGAACUGAUAUCAUAUUCCCACCAGAUGGGCAAGGAUCUUUGCAACUCAACAAAGUGGCAGCUCAGUCAUCCUCCAUGGCACGGAUUCGCAUUCUAUCUUUGAUAGCUAAGCUCUUUGCUGUGUCAAGUUCUACUGCUACUGCAAUUCGUGACUCAAACCUUCUCAGCUUAUUUGAAGACGAGAUAAAAGAUAGGAAAGAUAUGCUUAAAACCCUGAGUGCACUAGAGGUCCUCUAUGAGCUCGCGGAACACCCUAACAGCAAUAUCUUCUUGCUCAAAAACAGUUUGCUUCAACACAUAACUGAUGUGAUCAACGAUUCCACGGCUGAUUCUGUUAUACGCUCAAGGGCAUCAUUGAUAAGUGGGAGACUUCUUUCUUCAGCUGAUGCAUUUAUGACUAUAGAUCAAUCUUGUGUUACGAACCUGCUCUUGGCCAUAGAUAAAAUUUUGGGGAUUGAAGAAAGUCAAAAUACUGAUGAAAUUGAGAGCGCAUUGGAGGCCUUAGGUCUAAUUGGUGCAACAACUCAAGGAGCAUGCUUUUUGUUCACCGAUUCAUCAAACGUUGCCAAACAUGUGGUACAACUAUCCUUCAAUAGACAGGGUAGAGGUAAACAGCUGGCUGCUCUGCAUGCCUUUGGAAGCAUAUGUGGUGUUGAUCGGCAAGAAGACCAAAUGAAACUGGGCGAUCAAGCAGAAGAGCGUCUAAAGCGCCUAGUUUAUACUGUAGCAUCAGACAGUCCAAAGUUAACCCCUUCGGCUCUUCUUCUAUCAGUCCUACAACAGGAUCCAGAUAUUCGGAUAGCUGGUUAUAGAGUAAUAUCCAGACUUGUUGUCCGAGAAUGGUGCCUGAGGGAAGUUUGCUCAAAGUCAGAGAUAAUUAGAGUUGUUACAGAUCCAAAAAUGGAGACAACAAAACUUGGCAUGGAAGCACGAUACAAUUGUUGCGUGGCAAUCAACAAGGCCUUGUCAUCAUCGCAUCUUCUUAACGAAUCAAGCCUUUCUGAACUCAUUGGAAAGCUGAAUGAUGCAGUUAGAAGGGGUCCUUAUCUAUCUGAUAGGAAGCGCAUGGAGGCACAGCCAGUGGUGGAUACUGCAGAGAGAUUUUAAGUUGGCCUAAUGUCUUAACCCUUCAGCUAGAGGAAACGGUGAUUUACGAUCUGUGGAAACUGAGCACACUAUACGCUUGAUGCGUCACUUGCUGUGUAUGGUUUACCUGCAUUUCUUAGUGCGGCAACUAAACUUGUAUGGCGAGGAUGAUAUCAGAGAUCCAGAUUCAGGUUCUUUGUUCGGUAUUGUAAUAUAAAUGGAUGAAUGAUUGUAUGGAUGCUGGUUCGUGCCAAUCCAUAUCAGUGGAAACUAAAAGGACUCCGUUCUUCAGCAA
This is a messenger RNA of Brachypodium distachyon (stiff brome), 1940 nucleotides long. RefSeq lists its product as uncharacterized. Gene Ontology annotation, cellular component: cytosol. The transcript has 17 exons. Gene Ontology annotation, biological process: proteasome assembly. The record is from RefSeq and is a predicted model, not a curated record. NCBI's taxonomy places the organism in Eukaryota, Viridiplantae, Streptophyta, Magnoliopsida, Poales, Poaceae. Bases 95 to 1666 code for a protein of 523 amino acids.